Molecule: messenger RNA, 7562 nt
Organism: Xyrauchen texanus (razorback sucker)
Lineage: Eukaryota; Metazoa; Chordata; Actinopteri; Cypriniformes; Catostomidae
Product: ankyrin-2-like
Biological process (GO): regulation of cardiac muscle contraction; signal transduction; protein localization to T-tubule
Cellular component (GO): T-tubule
Molecular function (GO): protein binding
Source: RefSeq, a predicted model, not a curated record
UCGGAAGAAAGUCAGAGCAGGGGCGGCUCCGUCCGAGACGUGAGGAUGGCAUCUUCAAACAAUACCUCACCCGAAGGAGAUUCUCCGCCCCACCAGAACCGGAUCCGUCAGUCGGACAGUAAUACCAGCUUCCUUAGAGCAGCCAGGUCAGGUAAUAUUGAAAAGGUUCUGGAGUUCCUUAAGGGCGGACAAGACAUUGCCACCUCCAACCAGAAUGGCCUCAAAGCUCUCCAUUUGGCAGCUAAAGAGGGUCAUGUGGAGCUGGUGGAGGAACUUCUGGAGAGGGGUGCAGCCGUGGAUUCUGCAACCAAGAAAGGAAACACUGCAUUGCACAUCACCUGUCUGGCUGGACAGAAGGAAGUUGCAAAGUUGUUGAUGAAAAGAGGAGCUGAUGUAAAUGCCCAAUCACAGAAUGGCUUCUCUCCACUCUACAUGGCUGCUCAAGAGAAUCACCUGGACGUUGUGCGAUAUCUUCUGGAGAAUGGUGGCAACCAGAGCACGGCCACAGAGGAUGGCUUCACUCCUCUGGCUAUUGCUCUACAGCAGGGUCAUAAUCAGGUGGUCUCUCUGCUCCUGGAGCAUGACACCAAGGGGAAAGUCCGCCUGCCUGCACUUCACAUCGCUGCGCGGAAGGAUGACACCAAGUCUGCUGCUCUGCUGCUGCAGAAUGACCAUAAUGCUGAUGUCCAGUCCAAGAUGAUGGUCAACAGGACUACAGAGAGUGGCUUUACUCCUUUGCACAUUGCUGCUCACUACGGUAACGUAAAUGUGGCUACACUGCUGCUGAACAGAGGGGCUGCUGUGGACUUCACAGCUAGGAAUGGCAUAACCCCUCUUCAUGUGGCCUCCAAACGAGGAAAUACCAACAUGAUUGCCCUGCUGCUGGAUAGGGGGGCUCAGAUUGAUGCCAAGACUAGGGAUGGACUGACACCGCUGCACUGUGCAGCCAGAAGUGGACAUGACAAGGCUGUUGAGAUACUGCUUGAGAGAGGAGCUCCCAUACUGGCAAGAACCAAGAAUGGGCUGUCCCCACUGCACAUGUCUGCUCAGGGUGAUCAUGUCGAGUGUGUGAAACAUCUGCUGCAACACAAAGCACCGGUUGAUGAUGUUACACUGGACUAUCUGACUGCUCUUCAUGUUGCCGCCCACUGCGGUCACUACAGAGUAACCAAAUUACUGCUGGACAAGAAAGCUAACCCUAAUGCCAGAGCACUGAAUGGCUUCACUCCUCUGCAUAUUGCCUGCAAGAAGAAUAGAGUGAAAGUGAUGGAACUGCUGGUUAAAUAUGGUGCCUCUAUCCAAGCCAUUACUGAGUCUGGCCUGACGUCAAUCCAUGUAGCUGCAUUUAUGGGGCACCUCAAUAUCGUCCUCCUCUUGCUACAGAAUGGAGCCUCACCUGAUGUCUGUAAUAUUCGUAGUGAGACAGCAUUGCACAUGGCUGCAAGAGCGGGACAGAUGGAGGUGGUGCGAUGUUUGCUGAGGAACGGUGCUCUGGUGGAUGCCAUGGCCAGAGAGGACCAGACACCCCUUCAUAUUGCGUCUCGUCUGGGUCAGACAGAAAUAGUGCAGUUGUUACUGCAGCACAUGGCUCAUCCUGAUGCCUCCACCACUAACGGAUACACACCUCUUCACAUAUCCGCCCGUGAGGGUCAGGUGGAGACAGCUGCAGUGCUGCUUGAGGCCGGAGCAUCUCACUCACUUGCAACAAAGAAAGGCUUCACUCCUCUACAUGUUGCUGCUAAAUAUGGAAGCCUAGAUGUGGCAGAACUCCUCCUACAGCGCAGAGCUCUUCUUGAUGAUGCUGGAAAGUAUGGUCUUACUCCUCUACAUGUUGCUGCUCACUAUGAUAACCAGCAGGUGGCGAUGUUGCUGUUGGAUAAAGGGGCUUCUCCUCAUGCUACUGCAAAGAAUGGCUACACACCUCUGCACAUUGCGGCAAAGAAGAACCAGACCCAGAUCGCCUCUGCCCUGUUGCAGUAUGGAGCAGAGACUAAUGUGUUGACCAUGCAGGGUGUGAGCCCUUUACACCUGGCCUCUCAGGAGUGCCACACAGAGAUGGCCUCCCUGCUACUGGAGAGGGGUGCACAUGUCAGUGUAGCCACUAAGAGUGGUCUGACACCUCUUCACCUCACUGCUCAGGAGGACAGAGUGCAGGUUGCUGAAAUACUGGUCAAGCACGAUGCAAACAUAGACCAGCAGACCAAACUGGGCUAUACUCCUCUUAUUGUGGCUUGUCACUAUGGAAAUGUCAAAAUGGUUAACUGCCUUUUGCAAAAUGGCGCUAAUGUCAAUGCGAAAACUAAGAAUGGUUACACACCACUUCACCAAGCAGCUCAGCAGGGAAAUACACAUAUUAUCAACGUCCUACUGCAGCAUGGGGCUAAGCCUAAUGCUGUUACUAUGAAUGGAAACACUGCUCUCUCUAUUGCCAAGCGUCUGGGGUACAUCUCUGUGGUAGACACUCUGAAAGUUGUUACUGAGGAAAUAAUCACAACAACAACUACGGUGACAGAGAAACACAAACUGAACGUUCCAGAGACGAUGACAGAGGUUCUGGAUGUUUCUGAUGAAGAGGGUGAGGACACAAUGACAGGUGAUGGAAGCGAGUACCUGAGAGCAGAGGACCUGAGAGAACUGGGUGAUGACUCCCUGCCUGGGCACUACCUGGAUGGCAUGAGCUACAGCCACAACCUAGACCGGUCACAUGACACCCCCAGUCAUCUUAGCUACAGGGGUGAAGGAAUGCUAAUUGAGGACAUGAUCACCAGCCACCAGAUUAAUAGGGUUUCUGCUUUCUCUCGCAGGAAUGAGAAAGACUCAUAUCGACUGAGCUGGGGUACUGAACAUCUUGAUAACGUGGUACUAACCAGUACUCUUCUGCAGUCAGGUCGAUCUACCCCAUGCCUUGACCAUGACAAUAGCAGCUUCCUAGUUAGUUUCAUGGUGGAUGCCCGCGGUGGAGCCAUGCGUGGCUGUCGACACAAUGGAUUACGCAUUAUUGUGCCGCCUAGAAAAUGUUCAGCACCUACAAGGGUCACAUGUCGUCUGGUAAAAAGGCACAGGCUGGCAUCUAUGCCCCCUAUGGUAGAUGGAGAGGGACUUGCAGGCAAGAUCAUUGAAGUUGGCCCUACCGGAGCCCAAUUCCUUGGUAAACUCCACCUUCCAACUGCCCCUCCUCCUCUUAAUGAGGGAGAGAGUCUUGUGAGCAGAAUUCUGCAGCUGGGUCCACCCGACACCAAAUUCCUCGGGCCUGUAAUAGUGGAGAUCCCCCACUUUGCUGCUUUGCGUGGUAUAGAGAGAGAAUUGGUGAUUCUGCGUAGUGAGACAGGAGAGAGCUGGAGAGAGCAUCACUGUGAUCAUACAGAAGAGGAGCUCAAUCAGAUACUCAAUGGCAUGGACGAGGAACUAGACCCUCCUGAGGAGCUGGAGAAAAAUCGAAUCUGCCGCAUCAUCACGCGAGAUUUCCCACAAUAUUUUGCUGUGGUGUCCCGCAUAAAGCAGGACAGUCACCUGAUUGGUCCCGAGGGAGGGGUGCUAAGCAGCACACUUGUUCCACAGGUCCAGGCUGUGUUCCCAGAGGGAGCCCUAACCAAACGGAUACGUGUGGGACUACAGGCCCAGCCCAUCAGUGAGGAUCUGGUGAGGAAGGUUCUGGGUAGCAAAGCUACAUUCAGCCCAAUUAUUACCUUGGAACCCAGAAGACGCAAGUUUCACAAGCCCAUCACUAUGACAAUUCCGAUUCCCAAAAGCUUAAAUAAUGACGGGACAAACAAUACACUCACAUUAAGACUACUAUGUAGCAUUACUGGCGGUACUACUCCAGCACAAUGGGAGGACAUAACUGGAUCCACACCACUAACAUUCAUAAACCACUGUGUUUCAUUUACAACUAAUGUAUCUGCAAGGUUCUGGCUAAUAGACUGCCGUCAGAUCCAGGAGUCUGUGAACUUUUCCACUCAGCUGUAUCGUGAGAUCAUCUGUGUUCCCUAUAUGGCCAAGUUUGUCAUCUUCGCCAAAACAUUGGACCCUAUCGAAGCACGACUGCGCUGCUUCUGUAUGACAGAUGACAAGAUGGACAAAACUCUGGAGCAGCAGGAGAACUUUACUGAAGUGGCCCGUAGCCGAGAUGUUGAGGUAUUAGAAGGAAAGCCAAUCUUUGCUGACUGCUUUGGAAAUCUUGUCCCACUGACCAAAAGUGGACAGCACCAUGUCUUCAGUUUCUAUGCCUUUAAGGAAAAUCGUCUUUCUCUCUUCAUCAAAAUUCGUGACAGCACUCAAGAACCAUGUGGCAGAUUGUCUUUCACAAAAGAGCCAAGAACAUAUCGCAGUCUUAACCACAAUGCAAUAUGCAACCUGAACAUCUGCCUACCUGUCUACUCAAAGGAAUCUGAUUCUGAUCAAGAUGCAGAUGAAGAGGUAAUAAUUACUAGUCUAAAAUAUCCAGAACCGAUGGACUGGCACGAUGAUGCCGAUAGGAAAGAAGAGACUUUGGCCAUCAUUGCUGAUCUUCUAGGUUUUAGCUGGACUGAGUUGGCAAAAGAGUUGGAGUUUAACGAAGAUGAGAUUCAACAAGUUCGUGCAGAAAAUCCAAAUUCACUACAAGAGCAAAGUCAUGCACUUCUACAGCACUGGGUAGAGAGAGAAGGAAAACAUGCAACGGAGGAUAUGUUGAUUAAAAGACUUACUAAAAUUAACCGCAUGGACAUCGUCCAUCUCAUUGAGAUUCAAAUGCAAAAGUCAGUCCAGGAGCAAACCUCAAGAACAUAUGCAGAGAUCGAAAGGACACUGGAACAUAGUGAGGCUCUCUCCUCAGUCCAAGAAGAUGUUGACAGUCUUCUUGUUGUGCGGAGAGUGGAGACUUCACAAAGGCAUCCUCCAGCUGUUUCAGAAGAGGACUUGUCUGUGGCCUCUCUCCUUGACAUUCCUUCAUGGGCUGAAACGAUGGGAAACACCCAUUCAGAGAGUAUACAUGGAGAUCUGAUGGAGGAACUGGAGAUAAACCAAGACAGCUGCACCAAUCUGUGGAUACCCAAAGAAGUCAAGAAAGAAUAUUCAAACGAAGCUGCAAAUGGUGAUGAUGUUUCAGAUAUUCCUCCACAGUCUGUAACAGAAGAGCAAUACACGGAUGCACAGGGAAACUUGGUAGUGAAGAAGGUGACCCGGAAUAUGAUUCGACGGUGCGUCUCAUCUGAUGGCGUGGAGAAAGGGCAGGUGAGGGUGGAGGGCUCCGGUCAGCAGCCUGUCAGUGUGGCGCAGGGAGACGACUACUCCAAAGUAAAGAAGAGGACAGUACUGAAGAGUGAAGGACAUCAAACAGAGGUGACCUUCCAUGAGCAAGAUGGCAUGUCAGCCUUAAUGGGGGGGUCUGCUGGAGGUCAAGAGGUCAGGCAGGAUGUCCAGGUCACGGUGGUACAUGGAGAAAGAAUGGAGACGCAUGAGGGCGAUCCAUUCCUUGCCACAGAUCUGCCCUGUGCUCGAGAUGACUUCACUCAGGCUCUAAGCUACCUUUGGGGCUUUAAGAAAGUACAGAUCCCUCGAGUGAUAGAGCAGGAAUUACUGCAGGCUGAUGGAUCUGUGAUCAGGAGGAUGAGGAUGCAGAAGUCUAGGACUCAGAAGUGGUCAGUAGUGAGGGAUGCUGAGGGAGCUGAAGGACAGAAGCGAGUGAGCGUGGAGCAGAUAGACGAUUGUCCUGAGCACCAUGACAACCUACAGCAUCACCUACAUCAACUCAUUCACCACUAACGAGCCCAAAAAUACAGAUAGGAAGAGAUGGAGUAAGCUGAAAAAAAGUGAUGGUUUCUCCCUUAAUUUUCAUUCCCCAGUCUCCAUUGCUCCUCUCUUUAAGUCCCUCCUCACCACUCCUAUGCACCAUGCUCAUUCAAUCCCAGUGUGCACUUCACUCCUGCCACUUAUAGUCUUCCUGUCCAAACUGGAUGUUUGCCCAGUUUAAGUCAAUGGACAAUAUUUUUGUUCACUUUAUUUUCCCAGUUAACCAAUGUGUGUGUUUUUCUGCCUUUUAUUGUGACCAAAUGCCGUAUUCUUCUUUUCCUUCCGUCAUUUUAAUUAAUAGUUUCUCUUUAUGAAUUAAUAGCUAUAAUAAACACAAACAAAAAACUUGAAAGAAAAUCACAAUUAUACAAUGAUUAUAUGAGAAGAAAACAGUUCACUCACAAAUGAUCAUUCAUAUUCUGAACAUUUAAGCUUGAAUUAACAGAUCUUGUAUUGCACUGCCUACCACCAUUAUUGAACUUAAAAUAUCUUUGCAUUAUAUCAUGCCACGUCAUAUCAUGCUCUUUUGAUCUCAACGGUUGAGAUGUCUGAAAACUUCUUGCCUUCUUUAUCAGCUGUUGGGGUGUUGUGUCUGUGUAAUCUGUCUAUGGAGAGUAUACAUAAUUAGCAUUUUUAAAAAGACAGUAGUGCACAUUAGCCACAUGUAAGGAUAUUAGCAGGCAUGCUUAGCUAGCAGCAGUCACUUACGAACUUUCAAAUUCUUUUUAUGUUUAGGCGACUGUCAAUUUUGUCUUUUUCAUCUCACCCCUCUAUAUUUGUGUCUGGAAGGAGUGUCUGUGAUCCGUAGGAUAUAGCCUUAUAAUUAUCCUUUCUAGAGUUCAAACAGUUCAGCACAGACUUUUGGUCACAUUAAUGGAUUUGUAUUAUUUAAAAUUUCCUUUGAGGCAAAGUGGCAAACAUUUUAAGAAGGACUCAGGAAAUUAAGUUGGAAUGCGGGAAAACUACGAGUUAAAUGUUACACAUACAAUUCUAUUUUCAGUUUUAAGUGAAUUAAUUCUAUUUUCAAUAUGAAUUUAUGUUUCUUUAUGGAUGCGUGUGAGUGUGUGUAGAUGUGAAAAAGGAAAUGUGAGAUUUUAUAUUUCAAUUAUAUUACUUUUACUGUUUUGUGUAUAUUGCUCAAUAUCAGUUUGUGUCAGAGAUUGUUGCUCUGAUGUAUUUGGUAUUUGUGAGUCUAAAUGCUUUCAAAAUGUUUUGUUGAUUUUGAAAGUGAGAAAAAGGGAUUUAAAAAAAACAUGUUUUAUUUAUGAUGUAUUUAAUGAAAUGUGUGAAAUUUAACUGAAUGAAUCUGUGCAUUGUGAUGUACUCUACAUAUGCCCUUUAUGAUUCACCAAAUCACAGUUGGCCUCAGAUUCCUGGGAAGGAGUGUACAAUGUGAUAUUGUAUGAUUUAUUUUAUUUUUAACUGAAAAUGAAUGCAGCUUUGUUAGUUGAGGUCUUUUGAUGCUGAUCCAAGGCCAGCUGUGCCUUUUCCCUUAUAAAAGUUAAGAUUAAAAUUAGGUUGUGGGAAACUGGCCCUAGAACAGCAUUAAAUGUCAUCCUCUAACAAGAGAAAUUCCAUUUGUUUAUCACUGCUACUACUUUCACUGUGACUGACCCACGUUUGAUUUACCGAAUCUGCAUUCUGCCUGUGGACAUAAGAAUAUGCAUAUAUAUAGUACAUAAAUAUCUAUCCAUAAAGGCAUGUAUUAGUUUACUAUAUGACUUUUAAAAAAGACAUUUAAACACUAUACAAUGGCUACAGUGUGUAUAUGGCUGAGUGAGAAUAAAAGUGUA